CAGAUCAGAACAGGGCACAGGAUGCCGGUGUGUUUGCGGACCUCUGCAUGCUCCCUCUCACUUCUGAAGUUUUUCCGCAGUAACAGUCGUCCGGUUCUCGUCCGUUCUGCCGUAGCGGUCUGUUAUUCACACCGCGGUGUUGCGCCGUUCAGCUCCGUAAUAAAGUCUUUGAACACUCGAACCGGCACCGGCUUAACGUCCAGAUUGGCAUUCGGGUUUGACGUUCGUGUGUCUGGGAGAAGAAGCAUCAUGUCGUCCGCGGCGAUGUCCCAGAGAAUGGUGUGGGUGGACCUGGAGAUGACUGGUCUUGACAUUGAGAAGGACCAGAUCAUUGAAAUGGCCUGCAUCAUCACAGACUCUGACUUGAACAUUUUGGCCGAGGGGCCAAACUUGAUAAUAAAGCAGCCAGACGAGUUGCUGGACGGGAUGUCAGAGUGGUGUAAAGAGCAUCACGGCGAGUCAGGACUGACCAAAGCUGUACAGGACAGUAAAAUCACCCUGGAACAGGCAGAGUACGAGUUCCUGUCCUUCGUCAGACAACACACCCCACCAGGACAGUGUCCGCUGGCAGGUAACUCUGUGCAUGCAGACAAAAGGUUCCUGGACAAACACAUGCCACAGUUUAUGUACCACCUUCAUUACCGAAUCAUUGACGUCAGCACGAUCAAGGAGCUUUGCAGACGGUGGUUUCCAGAAGAAUACAAGAUGGCACCUCAUAAGAAAGCCAGCCACAGGGCCUUGGGCGACAUACGAGAGAGUAUCAAAGAACUGCAAUUCUAUAGGACCAACGUCUUCAAAGGUUCGACCGAGAGGAAGUGCAAGGUCUUAGAAAACGGACAUGACAGAAGUUAGCGGGCAUCGUUGGUGCUAUGCAGUCUGUAGAGUUGUGUGAAAAAUAGCAAAAACUAAUUGAUUUUAGUUUGUAUUCGUCUUCAUCUGCCCAUUGAUCCUUUGUUCCAGAGUGGUUUAAACUUAAACGUGGAGGUUUCAUCAAAGGGAGAAAGUUUAUUUAAAAAAAAAAAAAAAAGGUUUAAAAGGGUAAACAUUUGACCUUUGCUUGUUUGAAUAAUAGUUUGUUUUUUUUAUGAUCGAGACAUCUUUAGUCUGGGUCUGAUUUUGAUUUUCCCUUGUUUUAAAAUGAAGCCAAAUAAACUCAGCGGUUCCUGAGGAAAA
Messenger RNA from Solea senegalensis (Senegalese sole), 1173 nucleotides. RefSeq names its product small fragment nuclease (gene rexo2). Gene Ontology annotation, molecular function: 3'-5'-RNA exonuclease activity; nucleic acid binding. Gene Ontology annotation, cellular component: mitochondrion. The transcript is spliced from 7 exons. NCBI's taxonomy places the organism in Eukaryota, Metazoa, Chordata, Actinopteri, Pleuronectiformes, Soleidae. Bases 22 to 852 code for a protein of 276 amino acids. The record is from RefSeq and is a predicted model, not a curated record.